Rotaria sp. Silwood1 is the source of this 450-nucleotide messenger RNA. Lineage: Eukaryota; Metazoa; Rotifera; Eurotatoria; Philodinida; Philodinidae. The record is from the annotation of a GenBank genome assembly.
AUGGCUUCAAUUGGUUUACACGUAUUAACUCUUAUACUUGGAAGUUUAUUUAUUUUUAUGGGUCAUAUUAAAAUAACACCACAAUUUUUUCCUGAACAACAUAUACGUAUUAAAAAUGAAUUUGGAAAAUUUAAUAAAGAAUUUCCAUUUCAUCGUCAAACUGGUUGGCGUCCAUAUGCAAAAAAUUAUCGUUUAGCAAUUGGUAUAACUGAAGUAGCUUGUGGAUUUUUAUUAGUUCUUGGUUUUUUUUCAACAUUAGCAAAUUUAAUUUUAUUGAUGGUGAUGAUAAAUGCGAUAAUUACAUUUCAAAAAUUAAAUUAUCCUAUGGAAUAUAUAGGUGUAUUAAUAUGUAUUUCAUUUUUACUUUUAUUACGACUUGUUUUAGCAUCAAGAUCAAAAGUUAAACAAUCAAUAAAAUCAACUACGACAAAAGUUGAAAAAACAAGUUGA